This is a messenger RNA of Nicotiana attenuata, 1756 nucleotides long. Its product is annotated as glutamate decarboxylase 4. Gene Ontology annotation, molecular function: pyridoxal phosphate binding; glutamate decarboxylase activity. The coding region runs from base 90 to 1565 and encodes 491 amino acids. The transcript is spliced from 7 exons. The record is from RefSeq and is a predicted model, not a curated record. Gene Ontology annotation, biological process: L-glutamate catabolic process. NCBI's taxonomy places the organism in Eukaryota, Viridiplantae, Streptophyta, Magnoliopsida, Solanales, Solanaceae. Gene Ontology annotation, cellular component: cytosol.
CCCUUUCACUCCAAGCAAUUACCAAAGAACUAAGUCAUAAUUUUUCCCUCAUUAAUUCUUUCUAGUUUUUCUUGUUCAUUUUUCCCAAAAUGGUUCUCUCGAAAACCUCCUCUGAGUCGGACGUUUCCGUACACUCCACUUUUGCCUCUCGCUAUGUUCGAACUUCCCUUCCAAGGUUUGAGAUGGCGGAGAAUUCGAUACCAAAAGAGGCAGCAUUCCAAAUAAUUAACGACGAGCUGAUGCUAGAUGGGAAUCCAAGGCUGAACUUGGCUUCAUUUGUGACAACAUGGAUGGAGCCAGAGUGUGAUAAGCUUAUGAUGGACUCCAUUAACAAGAACUAUGUUGACAUGGAUGAAUACCCUGUUACCACUGAGCUUCAGAAUCGGUGCGUGAACAUGAUAGCACGUUUAUUCAACGCGCCACUAGAAGAGGAGGAGACAGCAAUUGGAGUGGGAACAGUUGGUUCAUCAGAGGCCAUAAUGCUAGCAGGGCUUGCAUUCAAGAGAAAUUGGCAAAACAAACGCAAAGCUGAGGGAAAACCUUAUGAUAAGCCCAACAUUGUCACUGGUGCCAAUGUUCAGGUGUGCUGGGAGAAAUUUGCGAAUUAUUUUGAAGUGGAACUGAAAGAAGUGAAGCUAAGGGAAGGGUACUAUGUAAUGGACCCAGUCCAGGCUGUAGAGAUGGUUGAUGAGAACACUAUUUGUGUUGCUGCAAUCUUGGGUUCAACUCUUAACGGAGAAUUUGAAGAUGUCAAGCUCUUGAAUGAUCUUCUCAUUGAAAAGAACAAGCAAACUGGAUGGAACACACCAAUUCAUGUGGAUGCAGCAAGUGGUGGAUUCAUUGCUCCAUUCCUGUACCCAGAGUUGGAAUGGGACUUUAGGCUUCCCUUAGUGAAGAGCAUAAAUGUGAGUGGGCACAAGUAUGGGCUUGUCUAUGCUGGUAUUGGUUGGGUUAUUUGGAGGACCAAACAAGAUUUGCCUGAAGAACUCAUUUUCCACAUCAACUAUCUUGGAGCUGAUCAGCCCACCUUUACUCUCAAUUUCUCCAAAGGUUCAAGUCAAGUCAUUGCUCAAUAUUAUGAGCUAAUCCGUUUGGGCUAUGAGGGAUACCGAAAUGUAAUGGAGAACUGUCGCGAAAAUGCCAUUGUUCUAAGGGAAGGACUUGAAAAAACAGGACGUUUCAACAUAGUCUCCAAAGAUGAAGGUGUCCCUUUGGUGGCCUUUUCCCUCAAGGACAAUAGCCGUCACAAUGAGUUCGAGGUGUCCGAGACGCUCCGUAGGUUCGGGUGGAUUGUCCCGGCCUACACGAUGCCCGCUGACGCCCAACACGUCACGGUGCUUCGCGUGGUGAUCCGGGAGGACUUCUCGCGAACCCUAGCAGAGCGUCUCGUCCUCGACAUUGUCAAGGUCCUCCACGAGCUGGACACACUUCCAGCUAGGCUGAGCGCCAAAUUAGAGGAGGUGAAGCUGGUCAAGAAUGGAAAGAAAUCUGAACUUGAAGUUCAAAGGGAAGUUACCAAUUAUUGGAAGAAGUUUGUUUUAGCUAGGAAAGCACCUGUUUGCUAGAGAAGGAUUGUUGAAGGAAUAAGUAACAAAACUAUGAUUUUCCUUUUAUGUUUUUGGUUAUCUUUCCUCCUAAAUUUUGUUGAAAAACAAAAGAAAUUUUCAUAAGAAUGAUGACGGUAGCAAAUUUUUAAUGUAAUGGGAAUUUCUUCUUUGAAGUUCGUUUUUGUUCUAUUGAAUUUAUAUUAUGUUUA